Molecule: messenger RNA, 1083 nt
Organism: Aplosporella prunicola CBS 121167
Lineage: Eukaryota; Fungi; Ascomycota; Dothideomycetes; Botryosphaeriales; Aplosporellaceae
Exons: 1
Source: RefSeq, a predicted model, not a curated record
AUGUGCGAAAGCUGUGGGAAGCCGCUGACCGACUUCGAUGCUGUCAACCGCAUUGUGGUCAACAGAACGUCAGAACAAAUUUGUCCAAAACCUUUGUCGAGUUCGAUUGGGGACAAAGACAUAUAUCGAUACCACCAACUAGAGGAAGACCAGAUUCGCCUUAUAGCACUGCACCCUGCCGAGUUUCAUGCAGAAUUACACUGCACCAUUGUACGAGUUUCUCUAAACAACUUACCUCCAUUUGAAGCCGUGUCGUAUACAUGGGCAAACCAGUCUGGCGACAGUACUUCGCAAGGUCAUGUGUUGUUAGGUCGGGCGAGAAAAUCACUGCCAGUUACCGUUAAUUGCGAGGCUGUUCUCCGGCGGCUGCGUCUUCCCAACAUGAAUCGCUUGCUUUGGAUUGAUGCUAUUUGCAUCAAUCAAACUUCGAAGUUCACACAGGAGCGAAACCAUCAAGUUGCCUUGAUGUCCAGGAUAUACCGAGAAGCACACACUGUCCUUGUUUAUCUCGGCGAAAGCACUCAGUCCAGCAACAGGUUAUUUGAAUACCUAGCCAUGGACGAAAAACAAAUGAGGGGUUUGCGAAGUCUAAGGAAUGAUACAAUGCCGUCCGGCAUAUGCAACGACCUAAGUCUUUUACUACGUCGGCCAUGGUUCAGCCGAAUUUGGGUUCUCCAGGAAGCUGCUGUCGCCCGUCGUUGCAACUUCAUCUGUGGGACGGUAUUUUUGGACUACAAUCACCUUUUCCUCGCAGUUUCUUGGCUACUCAAGUCUUCCCCCGGAUCUUCCAAGCCUUGCAUAUUCGACCUCCGCAAUGAACACACGAUCAACGAAACCCUCUGGGACGUUUUGCAAAGCUCUCAAUCCUGUCUAUGCUCGGAGCCUCAGGAUAGAAUUUAUGCACUGCGAGGCAUUGUCAGAGAUAUUCGUUCCGAUGAACUCCUGCCUGACUAUACGAAAUCAGCGGAAGAGGUUUUUGUUGACGUCGCAAAACACCUCGUACGGACAUAUCGAUCACCGAACGUCUUGUUUCUGCGGACCCAUCGCCUUCGUACACCAUUUCCUUCAUGGGUACCGGACUUU